AUGGUGAAGAGAGGAGCUGACACUCUCGUGGCAAAAAUAAUUCCAUUGGGAGCUGGUCAGGAAGUGGGCCGUUCAUGCGUCAUCCUGAAGUAUAUGGGAAAGACGGUCAUGUUCGACUGUGGCGUCCAUCCUGGCUUUUCUGGAGAGCAGUCGCUGCCCUACUUUGAUUCCAUUGAUUUGGACAGUGUAGACCUGAUGCUCGUCACACAUUUCCACCUUGAUCACUGCGCGGCUGUGCCGUAUGUUGUCGGCAAGACGGUCUUCAAGGGGCGCAUUUUCAUGACACAUCCAACAAAGGCAAUUUUCGGGAUGCUGCUCAAAGACUCAGUCAAAGUGAGCCGGGGCGCCACGGAUGCGGGGCUCUACUCUGAGAAGGAUGUGGAGGCGGCCUUGGAACGCACAGAGCUCCUGGACUUUCACCAGACCAUUGAUGUCGAUGGCAUCAAGGUCACAGCGUGGAGGGCUGGCCAUGUGCUGGGUGCAGCCAUGUUCAUGGUGGAGAUUGCCGGCAUGAGGGCGCUGUACACUGGGGACUAUUCACGCCUGGCUGACAGGCACAUGUCUGCUGCUGAUCUGCCUUCUCCACCGCCCCACAUAGUGAUUGUGGAGGCGACCUACGGCGUCUCGCGGCACCUGCCCCGUGAAGGCCGUGAGCAGCGCUUUGUCAACAUGAUCCGGGCAGUGGUGCAGCGUGGCGGCCGAUGCCUGCUCCCUGUUGUGGCCCUGGGCCGCGCACAGGAGUUGAUGCUCAUUCUGGAGGACUACUGGGACAGGAAUGCAGAUCUGCGUGGAGUGCCCAUCUAUCAGGCAUCCGGCCUGGCGCGCCGAGCGCUGGGCAUCUUCCAGACAUACAUUGCCAUGAUGAACGAUGACAUCAAGGCCGCGUUUGGCCAGAGCGCGAAUCCGUUCAACUUCAAAUACAUCACGGAGCUGAAGACCCAGGGCGGCCUGGAUGAUGUGGGUCCCUGCGUGGUGCUGGCCACGCCGUCCAUGCUGCAGAGCGGCCUUUCCCGGGAGCUAUUUGAUGCGUGGUGCGAGGACAAGCGCAACGGCGUCAUCAUUGCGGACUUCGCUGUCCAGGGUACUCUUGCGCGUGAUAUCCUGGCCUCCCCCAGUCAUGUCCUCACCAAAGCCGGCGCCAAGGUGCCGCUGCGAAUGAGCGUUGAGCACAUCUCCUUCUCCGCGCACGCAGACUUUGACCAGACGUCGCAGUUUGUGGAGCUGCUGGACCCGCCGCAUGUCAUACUGGUGCAUGGGGAGGCCGUGGAGAUGGGGCGCUUGCGCAAGGCCCUGGAGCAGCAGGCCGUCGCCCUGGGGCAGCGGCGCCUGCUGUACACGCCCAAAGUCUGCCAGCCUGUCCACAUCAGGCACCGCCCUCAGCUCAAAGCCAAGGUUGUCGGGAGCUUGGCGGACAAGAAUGCCCAGCCGGGGAAGCCGCUGGCUGGGUUGCUGGUGCAGCAGGGGCAGAACUGCAUGCUGAUGGCGCCGCAGGACCUGCCCACCUUCACCAAGCUGCACCCCGGCCGCAUCAUCCAGCGCCAGGUCCUGCACCUCAACCAGCCCUGGCCCGAGCUGCGGCUGGCACUGGAGGUGCUGAUCGAUGGAGUGCAGGGCGCGGGUGACCUGGGGUCUGUCAGCAGUGGCGAUGCCUCGGGGGAGUCGCUGCGCGUCGCAAACACCGUCACCCUCACGCACCGGCCCCCAGACUCGGUGGUCAUGGAGUGGCAGGGCGACCCUGUCGGGGACGCCAUCGCAGACACGGUCAUUGCAGUCAUCCUGCAGUCUGGAAGUGAGCCGCCAGCCGUGAGCAGUGCGGAGGUGAAGCGCCGCAAGUGCCUCCAUAUGGGGGACUUGGAGGGCGCGGCAGCCGCUGAAGUGGCCCUGCUGGUGGCUGUGCUGGAUGCCCAGUUCGGCAAGGCGCAUAUUGAUGCAGACCAGGGCCUCAUCACAAUCCAGGUGGACGACAGGCAUGUGGCCGUGGAAUGCAAGACCGGCAAAGUGGAGUGCGCAGAUUUUGCCCUCAAAGCCCGUGUUGAAGUGGCUAUCAGCCGCCUCAUGGAAGCGCUGGCGCCAGCUUCCCUUCAAGAGUAG
Coccomyxa subellipsoidea C-169 is the source of this 2091-nucleotide messenger RNA. RefSeq names its product Metallo-hydrolase/oxidoreductase. The record is from RefSeq and is a predicted model, not a curated record. Lineage: Eukaryota; Viridiplantae; Chlorophyta; Trebouxiophyceae; Coccomyxaceae. Gene Ontology annotation, molecular function: RNA binding; 5'-3' exonuclease activity; RNA endonuclease activity. The coding region runs from base 1 to 2091 and encodes 696 amino acids. Gene Ontology annotation, cellular component: mRNA cleavage and polyadenylation specificity factor complex. The transcript has 13 exons. Gene Ontology annotation, biological process: mRNA 3'-end processing by stem-loop binding and cleavage.